Centruroides sculpturatus (bark scorpion) is the source of this 468-nucleotide messenger RNA. RefSeq lists its product as uncharacterized. NCBI's taxonomy places the organism in Eukaryota, Metazoa, Arthropoda, Arachnida, Scorpiones, Buthidae. The transcript has a single exon. Bases 1 to 468 code for a protein of 155 amino acids. The record is from RefSeq and is a predicted model, not a curated record. Gene Ontology annotation, molecular function: nucleic acid binding.
AUGCCAGAAAUAGUGGAAAAAAUCCACAAAAUGGUAUUGGAUGACAGUCGACUCAAAGUUCGAGAGCUAGCAGACAUGGUAGGCAUUUCAAAAAGUGCUGUACAUUGCAUUUUAACUGAAAAUUUGGAUAUGAGAAAGCUGUGCGCAAGAUGGGUGCCGCGUUUGCUUACAAUGGAACAAAAACAGCGUCCUAAGAAUGUUUCAAUCGAGUUUUUGGUGAUGUUUCGCAGCAACGAAACCGAGUUUUUGCGUCGAUUCAUAACCACCAUGGAUGAAACAUGGGUCCAUCACUUCACAUCUGAGACGAAAGAACAGUCGAAACGAUGGACUGAAAGGGGAGAAUCUGCUCCAAAGAAGGCGAAAACAGUUCCAUCUGCUGGCAAGGUCGUGGCAUCAGUUUUUUGGGAUGCGCCCAGGAAAAACAAUCAACGGCAAGUAUUACGCGAACUUAUUGCAGCGCUUGAGUGA